Eurytemora carolleeae is the source of this 464-nucleotide messenger RNA. RefSeq lists its product as uncharacterized. The transcript has 7 exons. Lineage: Eukaryota; Metazoa; Arthropoda; Copepoda; Calanoida; Temoridae. The coding region runs from base 38 to 463 and encodes 141 amino acids. The record is from RefSeq and is a predicted model, not a curated record.
CAACUAUCUACAGAUUAUUUUUAAUUCACAGAAUAAAAUGGGAGGGAGGAAGAAAGACGUCGAAAACUUGAAUUCUCUGCCAAAAGGAAUUCUCAAGAGAGAAAACAGGAUAACCUUCAAAAAUCUUCCAUCAAUGGAUGACAGUUCUGAUGAAAUUGAACCAAUUGAAUUGCGUGGCAACAAUGAUGCAGAGAAGAAAAGUGAAAGUGUCAGGAUUUCAUCAAGAGUUGUGAGUGCCUAUGAACCCUGUCCAACAGAAACUGGAUUUAAGACGUUAUCUUCUCUCAUUGUUCUGAAGGUGUUGAUAUUAGAUAUUGGACUAUCCUUAGUGGACGUGGUUUCCGACUUUAUGCAGGUUAGGCUUGUGUCACUGGACAAACCAGGACUAGAACUGUUAAACUUGGUGACUGGACAAACCAGGACUAGAACUGUUAAACUUGGUGACUGGACAAACCAGGACUAGA